Messenger RNA from Cladocopium goreaui, 645 nucleotides. Lineage: Eukaryota; Dinophyceae; Suessiales; Symbiodiniaceae. The record is from the annotation of a GenBank genome assembly.
AUGUCCCGCCGCGUGCUGCUGCCGUUCUUCGCCCUGCUGGCGAUCGCCGUGCUGGUGCCCUGCUUCGUCGGCGGCGGAACUCGCAGCGGAAACGGCCGGGCGCUGAGGGCGCCACGACAAGCAACGACGUCCCAGUCGGUGGCUUUGGUGCAGGUGACGAAAGAGAACACCAUCGCCACCGCGGGCGUCCUGGGCGGGGUGACCGGCCUCCUCUUGGGCGGCUUUUGGAUCGGCGCGGCAGGCUUUGUGGCCACCUCCUACCUGGCCAAAAAGGAGGAUGAUGACGUCUCCACGGUUUUGAAGGGUGUCUCUUCAGCGUCUUUGGAGGCCUUGAAUUUUGUGGACUACCUGAACCAGAAGUAUGAAGUCUCUGGCAAAGUCGGCGCAGCACUGUCAGGCGCGCUGGACUCUACCGAAGGUGAAACUUCAUCCUCCGUGAAAUCGACCCUGGGCACCGUAAAUGGAGCAAUCGACAGCUUUGACAAGGAUAUUGGCAUCCGAGAGACGUUGGGAGGUUUGGUGCUGGCCGGUUCGGACUUGGCCAAUCAGCUGGCCACCAAGGUGGUGGAGCUCAACAAGGAAUACAAGGUCACAGACCAGCUGAAGAGCAAAAUUGAUGAAGCUGUGGCCAGCUCAAAGAGCUAA